Molecule: messenger RNA, 3123 nt
Organism: Hirsutella rhossiliensis
Lineage: Eukaryota; Fungi; Ascomycota; Sordariomycetes; Hypocreales; Ophiocordycipitaceae
Product: galactose oxidase, central domain-containing protein
Exons: 3
Coding region: 1-3123 (1040 amino acids)
Biological process (GO): cell redox homeostasis
Cellular component (GO): cytosol; mitochondrion
Molecular function (GO): protein binding
Source: RefSeq, a predicted model, not a curated record
AUGGCACAUUCCGCAGGACUAACCGGCUCUCAGAACCCGCCUCGCUUCUCUUGGAGCCGGCCCGGGGCCAAUGAGCCUCGUCCAUCGAUCGACGCCCACAGCCUCGACGCCUCCCCUCCCUUCUACCGAGGUGUCCACCAGCCGCGCAAGAACUCGGCCCCCGGCUUGAUCGAUCCCUCGUCGACUUCGGCCACCGGUGCCUCGCGCCUCUCGCUGCGCCAGCCGCUGCCCACCGCCCACACGUCGCCCAACCCGGCCUCACAGCAUGCCAGGAGGCUGAGCUUGCACCACAGUCUGGCCAAGCCUCUGCCGCAGACCCCCCCCGCUUCCAGCACCGGAGCCACCCGAGACCCCGACCCCAGAAACCCCACUAUCGAACCCCCCGCCAUGGACGGCCGAACGAGCACAAUGGACUCGGCCAGCUCGGCCGCCUCGGGCCGCCUGCACACAGGCCCUGACCGAUACCUCGCACACAUGAGCACCAGCAGCACCAGCAGCCUGGCCAGCUCCGCCCGCCGCGACAGCAGCGCCGAGGAGACGAGGGACCGCCUGGCGCCCCGGACCAACGGCCCGGCCUCGACCACGCCGUCGCCCGCCACCGUCCAGGGCAGGUCGCCCGCCCCGGCCGCCCACGUAGGCGGCCCCUCGCGUGGCUCCUCGGCCCACCUAUCGGGCCUCAUGUGCAAUGUCCACCGCACCACGGGCCGCGAGCCCCCGCCCCUCGUCGGCGCCACCACCACCAUCCUCGGCGAUCGCCUCUACGUCUUCGGCGGCCGCGUCAUCUCCCGCAGCCGCCCCGCCUCCCUGACCUCGGACCUGUACGAGCUCGAUCUGAUCCGCCGCCACUGGUCAAGGCUCGACACGACGGGCAACGUACCCCCGCCCCGGUACUUUCAUUCCAUGUGCCCGCUUGGUGAUACCAAGAUGGUGUGCUACGGAGGCAUGUCUCCGGCCCCCGACCAGCAACAGCAGCCGCAAGAACAACCCGAAAUCUCCGUCAUGUCCGACAUCCACAUCUUCGACGUGACCUCCAAAACGUGGACGCAUGUGCCCGCCCAGGACGCGCCUCAGGGUCGCUACGCCCACUGCGCCUGCGUCCUGCCCUCGGCGGCCACGUUUACCUCUCCCCGCGCGCCGCUGUCGGCGCUCCAGCACAACCCGCCGGCUGGCAACCCCAACGAGGGCCGCAUCGGCGUCAAUAUCGACGGCUCCGGCGGCGCCGAGAUGGUCGUCGUCGGCGGCCAAGACGGCGGCAACCACUACAUUGAGCAGAUCAGCGUCUUCAAUCUGCGAAGCCUCAAGUGGACUUCGACGCAGCCGCUCGGCAAGAGCUGCGGCGCCUACCGCAGCGUCACGGCCCCGCUGUCCCCGUCACUCGCGACCAGGAUCGGCAGGGCCGCCCAGCAGCACCCGGCGUCGUCGCAGCGACCAGACGGGCCCGAAGCGCGCGAGGCCAACUCAUCGAUGCUCAUUUACUCCAACUACAACUUCCUCGACGUCAAGCUCGAGCUGCAGAUCCGGGCCUCGGACGGCACGCUGACGGAGCGGCCCAUGUCCGGCUCGUACUCGCCCCCGGGCCUCCGCUUCCCCAACGGCGGCAUCAUCGACACCCACUUCGUCGUCAGCGGCACCUACCUCACCUCGUCCAAGCAAGAGUACGCCCUGUGGGCGCUCGACCUGCGCACCCUGACGUGGAGCCGCAUCGACGCCGGCGGCAGCGUCUUCAGCCAGGGCAGCUGGAACCGCGGCGUGCUGUGGAACCGGCGCAACACGUUUGUCAUUCUCGGCAACCGCAAGCGCAGCCUCGUCGACGACUACAACCACCGCCGCAUCAACUUCUCCAACGUCUGCAUGGUGGAGCUCGAGGCCUUUGGCUUCUACGACAAUCCGCGCAAGACGAGCCCCAUGUCGGGCUUCAUCUCCGCCAGCAGCCCCUACUCGGGCCACGGCCUCAGCAUCACCCGCAAGGCCGGCUACACGGCCGCCGGCCGCUCUCACUCGCGCGCCAGCGAGGAGCUGGGCGAGAAGGCGCUCGGCAUGCGCGAGCUGGCCGACAUGGACAUUCUGUGCAUCGGCGGCGAGCGCAUCCCGGCCAACUCGCGCAUCGUCGCACGCCGAUGGGGCCCCUACUUUGUCCAGCUUCUGCGCGAGGGCUCCGCGACCCUGGACGUGCCCGAGGCCCCGACGCCGCGGAACGCGAGCGACAGCGCCACGACUGGCAGCGGCACGAGCGGCACCUCGUCGCUGUUGUCGGGGUCCACGUCGAGCGCGGCGGCGUCGCUGACAUCGGCCGCCCCCUCGGCCAUGUCGGCGGGCUCCCCGGGCCAGGGCGAAGACAUCAACCCCGCCGCCGUCAACACGGCGCCGACGCCGCGCUCGCUGCCGCCGGGCGCCCGGCCGCGGUGCCUGUACCUGCCACACACGUACCUGACGGUGCAGGCGCUGCUGCACUUUCUGUACGCGAGCUCGCUCCCGCCGCCGUCAUCGCCGCUGUGCACGCCGCAGAUCCUUUGCUCGCUGCUGCAGAUUGCGCGGCCGUACCGCGUCGAUGGGCUGCUCGAAGCCGUCGUCGAGCGGCUACACACGCUGCUCGACAGCCGCAACGCCGCCGCCGUCUUCAACGCGACGGCUAUGGCGGCGGGGGGAGGCCGCGGCAUCGACGGGUCCCUCAACCCAAACUUCUUCGUCGGCAGCCUCGACCCCAUCCUGUCGCCAGCGUCAACGACGGACUUUUCGCUAGGCGGCGUGGCGGGCAACUUGCCUCCGUCGGAGCCGGAGCCGACAUCGGCCUCGUCGGGCCUGCCGCGGCUCAACACGACCAACCUGGCGCCGCAGCCGCACAGCCGCACGCCGAGCGGCGAGCUAUCAGCGUCGACGAGCUUCAGCGGGUCCGAGUGGGAUUCAGAGAGGGGCAGCAGCAGCGACACACACCGGUUCGUGUGGAACGGCGAGCUCAGCAGCGUCAUUGGGCUGCAGAAACGCGGGCUGCGCGGCCUCAUGGAGGGGCGCAGGAUGCGCGAGCGGUCGGGCACGUCGGGCACGGCCAACGCGGGCGGGUCUCCGGGGUACGCGGGUGGCGCGGGGGGUGGGCAGCGCGUCGGGCUGGGAAUUGCCGGGUCGUGA